This is a messenger RNA of Acanthocheilonema viteae, 555 nucleotides long. The record is from the annotation of a GenBank genome assembly. Lineage: Eukaryota; Metazoa; Nematoda; Chromadorea; Rhabditida; Onchocercidae.
AUGAUGUUCGGUGCUCAUCAAUUGCAAAAUCCAAUGCAACCGUUUACGCCACCAAAUUUAGCCUUUUCAAGUAGUAACGGCGGAUGUGGCGAUUAUUUCCAUUUGCAUUUAAAUAAUCAAACCGAUCAAAUUCCCCAACAAAACAUACAACAACAGCAACAGCAGCAACAACAACAACCGUUCGUCUCCCAAUAUUCCGCCGGUGGUACAUCAUCGCAAACCACUGAUAUGUUAGCUAAUCAUAAUCAUAACGUGAUUAGCUAUCAACCACAGUUGGAAGCACCAUCAUCAUUGAUAACACCAGCAUUGGAUUAUGCAGUAAGUGGUGAUAAUUUGGAAUAUAUGUUAAGCAAUUACUCGUCCACGAUCUCAUCUGCUGCUUCGGUUGCAUCAACGGGAAAUGAGGUACGGUCAAGUGUUGCGGAACAUUUACAACAGCAACAGUAUACGGGACAAACUGCUGGUAAUAAUACAUUACGAACCGAUGAUGUAGUUGUUGCUAAUGUUGCUACCGCUAGUAAUACAGGCAAAGAGGUACCACAGGUAUCAUGGUAA